Phytophthora infestans T30-4 is the source of this 1368-nucleotide messenger RNA. RefSeq lists its product as uncharacterized. Lineage: Eukaryota; Oomycota; Peronosporomycetes; Peronosporales; Peronosporaceae. Gene Ontology annotation, molecular function: protein binding. The coding region runs from base 1 to 1368 and encodes 455 amino acids. The transcript is spliced from 4 exons. The record is from RefSeq and is a predicted model, not a curated record.
AUGACACAAAAGGAAAUCGAGGAAGAGAUGUUGCCUUCAUCCGAGACUGCAGUGGUGCCAGCCAAGGAGCCGAUGCCGCUGCAGAACUUCAAGACGGAGAAAAUCACGAUGACUUUGCAGGAAAUUGCUGCGUUGCAGAAAACUCUGCCGACUGAGGAGGAGAUUGCGUCUCUGAUCACGAAGCUGCGCCGAGUGUCGUUCGAGAACGCACACAAACUGUUUGACUUGUAUCGUAAUUUUGGCAACCCAUAUCUGGACGAAAACUUCUUGACUCCUGGAGUAUUGGCGUGUUGCGAAGCGAAAAAGCCAGCGGAAGGUAUUCAUAUUGUUCGGGAUAUGCUUAGUCAGGGGCGGAAAGUGGACGAGUCGACGCUGCGAACUCUGUUCGAUGCAUGUGACAAAGCUUCGGCUGCAGUGGAAGUGAUUGAGCUCUGGGAUUUGAUGGAAAAGGCUGGUAUGAAGCUGGAACGGGCGGAUUACAACCGAUUCCUCGACAUUUGUUACCGUCAAGAGUAUUUGGAUGGUGCUGUCAAGGUACUGAAGCAACUUCGUCUGCUCCGUCAAAUCUCAGUGCAUACGUACAUGCACUGGCUACUGCGCGCUUCAAUUGUGUGGCGCUCUGACGCGUUUUUCGACAUUUUGAUGGAGAUGCGACUAUCUGAAGUUGAGCCGGAGAUCAUGUCGCUCACGUCGCUGGAGUCUGGACGCAAGGACCGUGCUCUGACGGUGAUGGAAGGAGUGCGUGCUGUUGGAUUGGAUCCUUGCUUUGCGAUGUCGUCGGUCUUCUCGUCGAUGCAGGCGUCCGUGUACCAGAAUGGACCGAGUUGCCGGGCUCUUACGAAGAAGGAAAUCAAGGACGCAAAGGAGAAGUUUGGUGACCUCAAACCGAUCGAGUUGGAGUGGCCUGUGACUCCAACCCCUCAGGUGUUGGAGACCCAGGCUGCAGGGUUGCUUCUGCAGCAAGAAACAUUCCGUCGAUUAAAGCGGCAGCAAGUGAAGCACAUCGAUAAGUUGCUGGAGAUGCUUCCUAUCACGACCAACAUGACCAUCAACCUACGCAAACAACUGCUGCGGAUGUCGUUGCUGGUGAACACGCAUCGUGUUCGUCGAGACAGGGACACGAUCUGCAAGGAGUAUGACAGCGGUCGCAGCUUAAUCGAGUUGUCGACGGUACACAACUACCCUCCCGUGUCGCUCAUGCGAGUUAUCCUUCGUGCUAAGGGCAAAAGUCAGGUUCAGAUCAAGAACGCUUUGGCCAAACCUGCUGAGAAGCUUUCAAAGCGUGAUCAACAUGAACUACGCAAGGCUAUCGAGUACGACAGCGUUCACAAGAGUGAUCCGCUCAUCGGGCCAAGGGUAUUCGUUUGA